Vigna radiata var. radiata (mung bean) is the source of this 2688-nucleotide messenger RNA. Its product is annotated as WD repeat-containing protein 44. The transcript has 7 exons. The annotation marks the transcript as partial. Gene Ontology annotation, molecular function: protein binding. The record is from RefSeq and is a predicted model, not a curated record. NCBI's taxonomy places the organism in Eukaryota, Viridiplantae, Streptophyta, Magnoliopsida, Fabales, Fabaceae.
CCCCCCGCCGCUACCAUCCCCCGAUCAGCCUCCUCUCACCAAUGCACCGACACUUCCACCGCCGCCGCCACUAUUCCCCGAUCGAAAUCCGACAACACCGCGGAUCGCGGCACCAAGCAUUGCAAGUCAUCCGUUGUUCCCAUUCGCGACAAUGACAACGGUUUUCUCGUGAAUAAUAAUAUUAAUAUUAAUAGUAGUGUUAGUGGUAGUCAUUCUGUGAAUAAUAGGAUUUGUGUGAGUGUAUCUGAGGAGGGUGGAAAUGGGGAGGGGAAUGUGGUCGAUGAAGUGGAGCAAGCGUGUACGAUUAGGGAUUUGGACAAUGGGAAGGAGUUUGUGGUGAAGCGGGAUGGGGUGUGGAAUGAGGUUAAGGAGGUGGGGACUGGAAGGCGUUUGACUGUGGAGGAGUUUGAGAUGACGGUGGGGCAUUCUCCGAUUGUUCAGGAGCUAAUGAGGAGGCAGAGUGCGGAGGAAGGUGGCGAUGGGGACGGCGUGGAUGGAGAAGGUGAUUGUGGGAAUGCUGGUGGUGUUGAUGAUGAAGGGGAUGGUGGCAAAGUGAGGAGAAAAGGUGGGUGGUUUAAGUUCAUGAGUUUGAAGAGUGUUGUGGUGGGUCAGAAGGAGAGGAGAAGUGGCGAUGAGAGGGAUACGUCUUCCUCAGAGAAGGCGGGUGGCCGGAGGUCAAGCUCUGCCACCGACGAUAGCCAGGAUGGUGGUAAUGGUUUGGCUCAGGGGGGUGAGAGAGUGAGGGUUAGACAGUAUGGGAAGUCUUGUAAGGAGGUUACAGGGCUUUAUAAGAGCCAGAAGAUUCAGGCUCAUGUUGGAUCCAUUUGGAGCAUUAAGUUUAGUUUGGAUGGGAAGUACCUUGCUAGUGCCGGUGAAGAUUGUGUGAUUCAUGUUUGGCGUGUUCUGGAGUCCGAGAGGAAGGGCGAGUUACUCGUGGAGAAACCGGACGAUGGGAAUUUAAACAUGUUGUUUGUUGUUAAUGGGUCGCCGGAGCCUUCUUCUCCUGGCAUGGAGAAUAAUUUGGAAAAGAAGAGAAGGGGGAGGUUGUCUGUCAGCAGAAAAUCGUUGAGCGUGGACCAGUUAGUAGUGCCGGAAACUGUGUUUACUCUCACUGAAAAACCGGUUUGCACCUUUAAGGGUCAUCUCCAAGACGUGCUUGACCUUUCUUGGUCCAAGUCUCAGCACUUGCUCUCAUCUUCGAUGGACAAAACUGUGCGCCUGUGGCAUUUGUCUGACAAGUCUUGUCUGAAAGUUUUUGCACACAGUGACUAUGUAACUUGCAUCCAGUUUAAUCCUGCGGAUGAUAGAUACUUCAUCAGUGGAUCUUUGGAUGCCAAGGUUCGUAUUUGGAGCAUACCUGAUAGACAAGUUGUUGAUUGGACUGAUCUACAUGAGAUGGUCACUGCUGCUUGCUAUACGCCAGAUGGUCAGGGUGCACUAGUGGGUACUUACAAGGGUAGCUGUCAUUCAUAUAAUACAUCUGAAAAUAAGUUACAACAGAAAAGUCAGAUAAAUUUGCAGAACAGGAGAAAGAGAUCAAACCACAAGAAAAUUACUGGCUUCCAGUUUCUGCCAGGAAGUUCAUCAGAAGUCCUCAUCACUUCUUCUGAUUCUCGGAUUCGACUUGUUGAUGGCAUUGAUCUAGUUCACAAGUUUAAAGGAUUUCGCAAUGCAAAUAGCCAAAUUUCUGCCUUCCUCACAGCAAAUGGUAAAUAUGUUGUCUCAGCAAGUGAGGAUUCUCAUGUAUACAUAUGGAGGAACGAAGCUGAUUGUAGACCUAGCAGGGGUAAGUGUGUUACCAUGACAAGCACAUAUGAACAUUUUCAUUGUAAAGAUGUGUCAGUGGCCAUUCCUUGGCCAGGUAUGGAUGACUCAUGGGAGAUGCAUGAUCCGUACUUUGGAGAAGAACCUGAGCUUGAUGAUAAUAGGGAUGAGGAGGUCUCAUCAGCCAAUCAUCCUCCUACCCCUGUGGAGGAAACUUUUGGUUCCGAGGGUUCACAAUUUGCUUCGGGUUGCAAUAAUAGUCCACUUCAUGGAACCAUUGCAAGUGCAACAGAUAGUUAUUUUCUUGAUAGAAUUUCUGCGACGUUGCCUGAGGAAAAACUUUUGACUACAAGGGACCCUAGCGCUCAGGCAAGUGCGGAUUUAUCUUAUGGAGUAAAUAAUAAUAUGUCAGCAUGGGGUAUGGUGAUUGUAACUGCUGGCCUUCAGGGGGAAAUUAAAAUUUUCCAAAAUUUUGGAUUGCCUCUUGGUAUAUAAGAGAUUAUCCAAAAUUCAUGCCUAUGAUCAUGGGAGAGUUGAAGUUUUUAACUCAAGAAAAAGAUAAGUGGUGGGGUUGUUGUAGUGUUGUGAUGUCGAAUUUCACAUUCUCCUUUAGUUAGAACUGUACAGAAGAGGUGUUGGGUGAGAUAGCAUAAGAUAAGUUCCAUUUGUUUCUUGUUCUAUUGAAUAUUGGAUGAGAUAUGUUGUCAUUUCAAUCAAGCAUUUGGGGGGACAUAAAAGAGCAAAAAAUGGGGUAAAAGUCAUUGAACAAAAGAGAAAAGAAAAAGAAGGUUCACCUGGAAUUUGGAAACCGGUGGAUUUAUUGUAAUGGGAAAAUGUAGAGAUUAACGACCUUGGGAAAAGUUUGUUGAAUUACAUAUGAUGAUUCUUUUACAUUUGUUAAUAUUAAUGUUGUUAUGUAACUUU